Malassezia pachydermatis is the source of this 1305-nucleotide messenger RNA. RefSeq lists its product as hypothetical. Gene Ontology annotation, molecular function: RNA binding. The record is from RefSeq and is a predicted model, not a curated record. The transcript has 3 exons. Bases 1 to 1305 code for a protein of 434 amino acids. Lineage: Eukaryota; Fungi; Basidiomycota; Malasseziomycetes; Malasseziales; Malasseziaceae.
AUGUCAGGCUCCAUGACCAACCGCCGCGUUUUGCGGUCCUUGGACCAUAUGUGGCAGGGCACAAACAACAAGUUCAUCCGCAAACUCCGACCCACACAAGCGCAAACGACGCCGGCGUACGUGCCUCCGAAAGACCGCAUUGCGUUCUGGAACAUUGUGCCCGGUGACGUUGUCAAGCUGCGUACAGGUGCUGUAGGCCACGAUGAGCAGGGUAAGCAGAUCCGUGGUGAAGGCAUUGUGACCUCGAUCGACCGGACGACCAACCGUGUGUGGCUGCGCGAUCCAGACGAACAUCGUAAACUCGCCCCGAAGAAUAUUAAGCAUACCGUGCCGCGUCUUGUCGACCCGGAAGCGGGCGAAGAAAAGGGAUACUCUGGCAAUGUGACAUCUGUGCCUCGCCCCGUGCACUACUCGAAGCUGAUGCUCAAAGUGCCUGAUACAGAAAUGUACGCCUCACGCAUUGUCCGCUCGAAACCAUUCUAUGAUCGUACCAAGGGCAUGUUUGUAUGGAAACGUUUCGCGAUUGUCAAGGCGACAGACGAAGAGUCGCUGCGAUCUGGCCAGGCAUUGAAAAAGAUUGAAGUGCCAUGGCCCAAAACACCAGAACGUCCACGUACAUUUAACGCGACGCAUGCUGAUGGCCGCACGGUGGAAGAAGAGACGUGGGUUCCAUGGGUACCGGAAGACCCUGUGCUGUUGCCAGCACGCAAGCCGCGCUCAACGCCAGCCGGUGAAGAACAGGCGGCGAUACGCCGCGCUGUAUGGGAGGCACAGCUGGCCAAGAAGCAGGCCGCUGUGGCCUUGGCUACACAGGCUGUGCCAGCAGGCGCCAAGACAUACGCUGGCUUUUCGAUGCGUGAAUCCAUUCGACCCCCGCCGGUUGCACAAGCGCCCAAAGUCUCGGAAAUCAUUGAUUUGGAACGUCAACGCCUCGCUGCGUUUGUGCAGAACCCAGAAACUCAAUCGCAUGUGAGCCAAGGUGGCCAGAUCUUUGCAGCGCAGGACUACCUGACCAUUGCGCCGCUUACAGGCCCUGCUGCUGGCGGCGAGUGGGGUGCGCUCGAAGAAGCGUCUGCCGGCGUCCAACGUGACGCCCGUGGCCAACUAACAUCGCGCCCGGGCCAAGCGGAUGUGCACGCGAUGCCCAUUGAGCUGCUGAUGGGCGGUGACCUUGCGAAUGAGCGUGGUCUCAAGUGGCGUAUGCGCCGCUGGAAGCAGAACCAGGCCCUGCAGCAGGUCGAAAAAGUGGUGAAGGACCAGGAAACCCAAGAGCUUCUCAAGGAGCUGGAUGUUCUUCGUGUGUAA